Molecule: messenger RNA, 4983 nt
Organism: Clupea harengus (Atlantic herring)
Lineage: Eukaryota; Metazoa; Chordata; Actinopteri; Clupeiformes; Clupeidae
Product: alpha-2B adrenergic receptor
Biological process (GO): G protein-coupled receptor signaling pathway
Cellular component (GO): plasma membrane
Molecular function (GO): epinephrine binding; alpha2-adrenergic receptor activity
Source: RefSeq, a predicted model, not a curated record
GAAGCCUAUCCCAAGGUCUGUGGUCUCAUCUGUAAUUGGACAAUAAGGUUCACCUGUGUCAAGUCAGUGUGAAGUCAAUCAGUAUGUUAGUUUGAACUGCUUUGGAUGAAUGUGUCCAUUGCAGAGGUAGUGUUGGUUCAUUAUGCAUAAAUGUCUAAAACAUAUAUUUGGAGUGGGAUGAGCUCUUGCUAUUUUAAGUAAAUCUCCACUGGAUACUUUACAACAUUUCUUGUCCGUGAUUUACUUACAGAUCGCACCGGAUGUUUACAGUCUGCAAAUCAGCCCUGUAGAUGCAGAAUUGAUACAUUAAAUCCGUUAGGGCCUAUUGCUCUGACAAUUGCUGCAGAUCAAGUCUAAAAAGAUGUAUUCCUUACUACAGCCAAUAAUCAUAUUACUUCAGCUAGAUCAGACUUUUUUUUGUAUUACUUCAUCUACUCCACUACAUGAAAUUGCACUACUGAAAUGUUGGAGAAGCUACGACAGUACGACUGAUGAGCGUAGGUGGGAUUGAGAGAACUGCGGUAAUAGAAUAAAGCGUGUGAGUGCGCGCAAGCGCAAUGGGACUGGGUUUGGUCCGAUGAUGCUGAGCCUGACAUCACAAGGCAAAGAUGCGCUUGUAUCAAGUCCAAGCAGUCUUUUACUCACUUACUUGAAGUGCGAAGUAAGAGGAGUUCGGAAGCUGUCGCCACUGUCACAGUGACUAAAAAUGUCGUAAUGAUAAAAUGGAAAUGAAGAACGCUUACUACACAGAUGACACAGCCCACCCCCAUGCACGGAACAAAUAAUUUAAAUUUCUAUGGACUAUAACUUCUUCAACAGUUGUGGAAUGUAUUCAGUCAAAAGCAGGUAAAACUGAAGAUGCUAUAAAGUAUUGUAACAGUUUGGCACUCGUGAUUGCAAGGACCGACAAGUUCAAGCCUCGGUGCACAAGGAUUCCAAACUUCAGGGAACAGCGAUAGCGCGAUCGCUAAUUUAACUCAUGUUUUUGUUUCACCGCUAUUUUCACAGUAUUUGUAACAGUUGCAAACAAUCUCCAGGUGACUGCGAAUGUUGAUGUUGAUUAUUUAUUGAUUUAGAUUAUUUGGAAAUCAUUCAAUGCUUGAUAUUGACGUUCCCACCACUAUUUGGGGACUGUUUAAAGUGAUUGAUAAAAAUGCAUUAAUGCAAAAUCUGGCAACACCAUAACAGCUACAUUAAAUUGUAUUCAUGACGGUUUUUUUUAGCAUUUUUUAUUCGAAUACUGAAUCUGUUGUUCACAUUAUCAUAAGUGGAUAAUGUCAUUGUUUGUCUUCAGCAGUUCCUGUCUUCAAUUAUCUCUGACUAAAAAUGGAAUUUUCCUUAAAGGACUGAGCUAGCACAUACUUGCAGUUUUAACCAGAGUGCAGACUAAAUCAAGCCUUGUCUUGGUGCAAAAUUGACUUCAUCGAUGAAUUCUACCAUGGAGGCAGCUCCGGAUGCUAUCCAUCCACUUGGAGGUGGCACUAAUAGCAGCCAGCAGCCUUACUCUCCGGAGGCCACUGCAGCCAUUGCCACCGCCAUCACGCUCAUGAUGCUCUUCACCAUCUUUGGAAACAUCCUGGUCAUUAUUGCGGUUCUUACCAGCCGCUCCCUACGCGGGCCUCAGAACCUUUUCCUGGUCUCCCUGGCAGCGGCCGACAUCCUGGUGGCCACCCUCAUUAUUCCCUUCUCACUGGCCAAUGAGCUGAUGGGUUACUGGUACUUCCGUGCCAUGUGGUGCGAAAUCUACCUGGCCCUGGAUGUGUUCUUCUGCACCUCGUCCAUCGUGCACCUGUGCGCCAUCAGCCUGGACCGCUACCUGUCCAUCUCGCGGCCCGUCAGCUACACGCCUCAGAGGACGACGGGCCGCAUCAAGGCGGCCAUCGUGGUGGUGUGGCUGAUUGCGGCGGUCAUCUCCUUCCCGCCGCUGCUCUCCAUGAACAAGAGCCAGGUGGGCGAACAGGGCGGCCCCCACUGCAGGCUGAACGACGACACCUGGUACAUCCUCUACUCCACCAUUGGCUCCUUCUUUGCGCCCUGCCUCAUCAUGAUCCUGGUCUACGUGCGCAUCUACCAGAUCGCCAAGCAACACACACGCUGUCCUCCGGGAGAGCCCAGGAAAGACGCGGGAGCCACCUCUCCUCAGCGAGGAAUCAGCAAAGCGCAGCGCAAUGGAGCGGACCCUGGGGGCUCGGCCAAGACAGAGAGCGCAUCCAGACCUCCAACCCUCAAUGUGCCAUCCUCUUCCUCCUCUCCAGCCCAGGGAGAGGCUCCAGCCACCAGCCAGAGAAAACAGCUCCCCAUGCCUCCCUCAGCCCCUGCUCUGACAUCCAACACUGGAUCUUCUGUCUCCUCAUCUGCCACCUCAGAAACACAGUCAAACAUCGGCCCAAAGCCCCCCCAGGUGGAUCAGCAGCAAUACGGCAGCCCAGAGAAGCAAGGUGACGCGUCCGAUGAUGACAGCUCCAGCCCAGAGUCUGAGAAGGACACGCCUGCCAGAGGGAGUACCGCUACCAGAACUCUGGCACAGAAAUGUAGAGGAUUAGUGAUCACCUCUAAAGGGACACAGUUAGCCUCACUCAAACUCAAACCCAAACCAGUGGGAACUCCAAACACGGCGCGACGCAAGGCUAUGGUCAACCGUGAGAAGCGUUUCACGUUCGUGCUGGCUGUAGUGAUUGGUGUUUUUGUCAUUUGCUGGUUCCCGUUCUUCUUCUCUUACAGUCUGAUAGCCAUCUGUCCAAAAACCUGCACCUUGCCUGAACCACUGUUUAAUUUCUUCUUCUGGAUUGGUUACUGCAACAGUUCCCUCAAUCCCCUCAUUUACACCAUAUUCAACCAGGAUUUCCGUAAGGCCUUCAAGAAGAUACUUUGCAAGAACACAAAAGAUUCAUUUUUUUGAAAUGGAAAUAUCUGAUCUGUCCCAUAAAAAAAUCUAAACUCUUAAUUUCUUUCCUUUUUGAAUACUAUGAGUGAUCCAACUAUUCAAUCCAACAUCCAUAGGAAAGCUUUCUAAUGGAUCACAAUAGAUUUUUUUCUGCAUGAUUUUUCUGCGCUGGUCUUUAAGGCAAACGCAGUAAUGAGCAUGAAGAAUUCUCAAGAGCGCAAUCUCUUUGAAGCAUUUCUUUUUCUCUAUCCCUGGGGAUGUUUUAGUCAGUGUGUCUCUGAUCUGAGAGCCACUUUGAGAGACAGUGUCAACCCUGUGAUUGAACAUGGCAAAGGUGGAUGUGGGAAUAAUUCACUCAACUGGUCCCUUACUGCUCUUGCUUUCUCUUAGGAAAUGGCCCAUGCCAGCGCCACAGCAGUUGUGUGAUGUGCUUACAUGAACUCCACAGAGGAGAUCUUUCAGACUAGCGAUUUAUCACUGAGAUCUGAUACAAUGUUCAUUGAAAACAAAUUAAAUGGAUCAUAUUUACCUCUGUCAGUGCAACAAAAUACAUAUCUCCCAAAGACCAUCAGCAUUACUGGCAUCACUAACCUAAGAAAAAAAUAUAUAUCUGCUUUGAAUAUGUGUUUAUGAUGCCUCAGUAGUGUUUGUUUUAAAUCUCUUAGUGCUCUGGCUCUCCAGUUUCUUGGUGACAGGUUUUGAAAUCAGCAUGUUCUGUUCAUUCUGGCCGACUAGCAUGGUUUUAAAACACGAGAGAGGAAAUAAACAAGCACCUCGAUAAAUUGACAUUGAUAGUUCUUAUUGCAUUGAGGUUUUUACACGGGUUUGAGUGAUUGCACGUUGGGGUAUGAUUCAGAGAAUAAAAAAACUGUAAUUAUUAUUGUCUCAUCCAAGAUGAUGGGACCAUUAUCCAGAAGUGAUGUUUGAAGAGUGCAAUUUCUAGUUCAAACAAGCCAUUGACACAUUGCAUUCAAACACAGCAUUAAGGGAGAAAAAAUACAUAAAUACUAUAGAAUGCAUUUGGUAAAAUAUAUCAAAUAAAUAAUAGUUUGACCCUGUUUUUCUAUGAUUUAGAUCAUUGCUUUGCUGCUUCUGGCAGUCAUGAUUUUAGUACUUAGACAUUCAUAAAUGUUUUUGACUGAUUUGCAAACCCCCAAAUUAUGCACAUCAUCAGAUUCAUCAAUAUUCAUCUGUUCCCUGCCAUUGAAACAAUGUGAUGUAUUAAUGCAUACUAAAAGCAGCUUCCUUUCCCAGCACAGCAGUAAUGUUGGAUUGAAUAGCAAACACGUUGAAAGUGUUGGUGCACGGCAUAGCGUGCAAUGCUGGAAAGGAUAGAACCUUCAGACCACUGAGCCAGUCAGCAAGCCUAUGAAUGAUUCAAUGCGUUGAAGGCUCGCAUCUACGUGAAUCCUUAGAGGAAGUGCGUGAACUGUGCUGCUCCUGCCAACAGCUGCCAACAGAAACAAUGUAAACUUUUGGCUGCCAGCCAGUGGAGUGAAACCUCCAUCUCCAUAUGGAAUGAUGAGUAAACUAGUUAACUGUAGCAGGGCAGCAGAUAAGACCAAACUUUGUUAUAUUUUUUCCCAAAGAUUCUCCACCAGACAAAUCAAAGUCACAACACAAGUGGGUCUGGGCUCCUAUGUAAGGAGGUUUUUGGAUGACCACAAUCAUUUAAUUCAGUUGCCGAAUCAAGGACCUUUGCAUAGAGGCACAAGUGUACUUUUCCAUGUCCACAAAUAUGUAUUCAUCCCCGGAGCCCUUUCAGUUGAGCUGUUCUUCUUGUUUAUGUCCUAUAUCAGGGGACAUCUUCAGGCUCAGCACCAGGUACUCAUUCCCCUUUGCAGACCAGUUGUUUAAUCCCAUUUCUAAAUCAUUCAGCAUUUGUGGUGCUUGGUUGUCUUUUCUGAGAAUGGGGUUUUUUGUGGACGACCUUUGACCCUUGACCUAUGACCUAUAGAUUUGGGUAGAGAAUGGUUACUAUAAGAGGCUCUCUGUGACUGAUCUGAACGUGAAAGUAUCCUUGUAGAAAUUGUUGCCUGUGUUAUAUGAAAUAAAGAGCUUUCAAAUUAAGUAAUCUAUUUGACUUUCUUCACCAUUCA